Messenger RNA from Ostertagia ostertagi, 468 nucleotides. Lineage: Eukaryota; Metazoa; Nematoda; Chromadorea; Rhabditida; Trichostrongylidae. The record is from the annotation of a GenBank genome assembly.
AUGGAGAGGUCGAAAUCACAGGGUUCAAAGAUAGAAGGAAGUGAACACAAAUAUCAGAAGUUGGAACGCAAAGGACAAAUAUGGCGAAAAGACUACCUUCAAGCGUUGGCAGAACGCACCCAAAGCGCGCCCAAACGCGCGCGAGGGUCCCGUUCAUGGCCCAAUCUUGGAGAAGUAGUGCUCAUCGCACAGGAGAACAUUCCUCGUGUGAUGUGGCCUUUAGCCAUCAUCACCAGAUUGAAUACGUCAAGGGACGGAGCAAUUCGGUCUGUACAAGUCAAGACAGGGAAAAGUUCCUUUACAGAUCGGCCCGUCAACCAACUUAUUCCGUUAGAACUUCACGCUACUACGUUCGACCAGGAAACAGAUGGGAUCCCGCCGAAGAAGUCCAGGAGGUCAUCAACUCCUGCGACACAACCGACGAGGACCCAACCACCACGUGCUGCGAAGAGGACACAAUCACGAUGA